ACUCCACCCUCCACCACCUCAGCAUAAGCUCUGUUAAGCUGCAUGGAGAAGCAAACACUCUUUUCCGUGCUCUUUGAAGACUAGCACCCGAGACCAAGCUUGUGUCAAGAUGUCCAACAUAGCCCAUGUGCUGUCCAAGAGGCAGGACAAAGAAGAAGGACUGGGAGGCAAUGACAAUGCCAUUCCUUUCAAUAACCAGGAUUUUGAGAAGCUGCGACGUGAGUGCUUGGAGAGUGGAAAACUCUUCUGUGACCCCACGUUCCCCGCCGAAUCCCGCUCUCUAGGAUACAACCAGCUGGGAGGAUAUUCCUCAAAGACCAUAGGAGUGGAGUGGAAAAGGCCAUCGGACCUUUGCCCAAACCCUCAGUUCAUUUGCGAUGGAGCUACGAGGACUGACAUCCGUCAGGGAGCUCUAGGUGACUGUUGGCUCCUGGCAGCCAUUGCCUCUUUAACUCUGGAUGCUGAUAUUCUGGCCCGGGUUGUUCCUGCUAACCAGAGUUUCACUGAAAAAUAUUCCGGCAUCUUUCAUUUCCAGCUUUGGCAUUAUGGUGAGUGGGUCGAUGUUGUCAUUGAUGACCGACUGCCCACAAAAAAUGGUGAGCUGCUGUUCGUUCACUCGGCCGAAGGGAACGAGUUCUGGAGCGCCUUGCUGGAGAAAGCCUACGCAAAGGUGAACAGCUCUUAUGAAGCUCUUUCCGGUGGCUCCACCACUGAGGGCUUUGAGGAUUUUACCGGCGGAAUUUCAGAGAGCUAUGAACUGCUAAAACCCCCACCAACUCUGUUUAACAUCAUCAAGAAGGCACUGGAUCGUGGAUCUCUGCUUGGCUGCUCUAUAGACAUCUCCAGCGCAUAUGAGACAGAAGCAGUGACCAGGCAGAAGCUGGUGAAGGGACACGCCUACUCUGUCACAGGAGCAGAAGUGGUUCAUGUGUAUGGCAACCCAGUUCAGCUAGUGCGGCUGAGAAAUCCAUGGGGUCAAGUGGAAUGGACCGGAGCUUGGAGUGAUGACUCUAGGGAGUGGGACCGAGUGCUGCCAGAGGAGAAGGCCAAACUGGAUCACUCAGCAGAGGAUGGAGAGUUCUGGAUGGCUUAUUCAGAUUUUGUGCAGCAGUACUCCAAGUUGGAGAUAUGUAACCUGACUCCUGACACGCUGACGAGCGAAGGGGUUGCCCGCUGGAGCUAUCAUCAGUUUGAGGGCACUUGGAAGGUUGGCUCUACUGCUGGCGGCUGCAGAAACAACCCAGCGACGUUUUGCUCAAACCCCCAGUACGUGAUAACGCUGGACGAGACGGACGACGACCCCCAUGACGGCAUAGACGGCUGCUCAUUUUUGGUCGGCUUGAUGCAGAAAGACAUGCGCCAAGAGAGGCAGUUUGGACGAGACCUCAACACCAUCGGCUUUGCGAUCUACAAGGUAAUGACCAUCAAGUAUUUCUGGACUAAAAACAGACCCAAAUCUGUUUGCAGUAAUACCAGGAAUAAACUAAAAUAUAUUCUCUUGUGUGGGUUUGCGUUUCAGGUUCCUGAUGAGUAUAAAGGUCACAAUAACAUUCACCUCGGCCCCGACGUCUUGCUGCGUCAGAGAGCCGUGGCCAUGAGCAACACCUUCAUAAACAUGCGUGAGGUUUGCUGCCGUUUCAAACUGCCGCCCGGUGAAUACGUCAUUAUUCCCUCUACGUUCGAGCCGCACCGCAAGGGCAACUUCAUUCUUCGUGUUUUUGCUGAGAAACAGGCAACUGCUGGCCCAAUGGAGACUGACAUCAAUGCCAAUAUUAAAGAGGAGAAGAUCUCAGAGAAAGAUGUGGACCCACAUUUCCAACACCUCUUUAAGCAGAUUGCUGGAAACGAUUCUGAAAUUUCUGCCUUAGAGCUGCAGAAGAUUCUGGAUAGAGUCGUGUCUCAGCGAACUGACCUGAAGACUGACGGCUUCAGCAUGGAGACUUGCCGCCAUAUUGUCAGUCUGCUGGAUAAAGAUGGAAGUGGGAAACUCGGGCUGUUGGAGUUUCACACACUCUGGGUGAAGCUGCAGAAAUAUAUGGAGAUCUUCAAAAACCAUGACACAGACAACUCGGGCACCAUGAGCUCCCAUGAGAUGAGAGAUGCUCUCUCCAAAGCAGGCUUCCAGCUGAACACGCCUGUCCUGGAGGUGAUUGUGACUCGCUACGCCGAUCAGCAAUGCGCAAUCGACUUUGAUUCCUUCGUAGGCUGUGUAAUCCGUCUGGAGCUGCUUUUCCAUAUGUUCAAAAAGUUUGACAAAAACAAUUCUGGAAAGAUUGAGCUGGAUAUUCUACAGUGGCUUUGCCUGGCCCUAAGCUGAAAAUGUCCUGCGGUGUACUGAGGAGGCGACAGCACUGAUUUAUUCCACGCUGAUUGUGUUCUUAACCAAAUCAUUGGAACUGUAGUUGACAUAUUUCAUUAUCGAGCCAGUUGUAUGACAUGAACUGGUAUUUUAGACAAAAUAUGAAAUGCAACAAUAAAUGCUAAUCAA
Molecule: messenger RNA, 2488 nt
Organism: Hemibagrus wyckioides
Lineage: Eukaryota; Metazoa; Chordata; Actinopteri; Siluriformes; Bagridae
Product: calpain-2 catalytic subunit-like
Exons: 20
Coding region: 110-2317 (735 amino acids)
Biological process (GO): proteolysis
Cellular component (GO): cytoplasm
Molecular function (GO): calcium-dependent cysteine-type endopeptidase activity; calcium ion binding
Source: RefSeq, a predicted model, not a curated record